CUAUUUAUUUUAAUUUUUUUGGAUUCCUUCUUUUAGUAAAUCAUAAAUAAUUUUAUUUUGUUUCAACCAUUAAGAAGUACGAUUUAAAAUAAAUUUAUUUUCUUGUCAAAAUUAUUUUUAAAAAAAAUGGUGUAAAUCUAAACAAGAAAAACUUUGUGGAAUAGUGAAGUUCCAAUAAUUUGAUAGACAAAAAUUCAUUUGGUCUUGCUGUUGAAAUUAGCGAAUUUCAUUGAAGGAAACUUGAAAAUAUAAUUAUGAUAAUUACAUUUUGUAUUAUUCUGCAGUAAUAUUUUUAUAGUAAAAUGACUAUUUGGAUGAUAUAAUUUAUCAACUAACUCCUAAUAUCGGUGUCAGUAUCCAGAUAAUUAGCUAUUAUGGCCUUAAAAUUGACUGGUUAACAUACAAUACAUUUAUUACAUUGAUUUUUGCUCUGAAAUCGCGUGAUAACUUGAAACAAGAAAGACAUUCGUGCAUGUGUUCUCAAUAUUAAUUCCUUUCUGAUAAUAAACCAUAUUUUAAUGUUAUGUGUAUAGGAACAUUGCGUCUUUUCAAUUUCAGCCAUAUUUAGAUUAUUUAACUGUAAACAAAUUUUGUCAGUCAUUAGAUAGAUAUUAAGGGUAUCGACACAUAGAUUGAAUAUUGAAUCUGGUAGAUGAGCAAGGCCAGUUCGUGUACCAGUAAAUAAAGGAAAUGUAGUCUUUGUAAUAUUCUUGAAGAAGAGUAUCACUUUAUAAUUGAAUGUCCAUUAUAUAUUGAUUUAAGGAAACGAUUUAUUAGUUCAAGAUGCUGAAAACGGCCGAAUAUGAUAAAGUUUAUUUAUCUUAUAAAACCUGAAAAUAAAUCAGUAAUAAGAAAAUUAGGAUCUUUUAUACACAAUCCGUUUUGCAAUUAGAUACGAAUAUUUGUUUAGAUAAGAAUUCAAGAUACUGAUCAUCAUCAUUUACGUUUAUCAUUAAUUCGUGUUGUUGUCUCUCAAUGAAGUUAAACCAAUAUAUUAAAUAUACACGCCUGGUAAACAACAGAGCUACCCCUUUCAAAGGUAUACGGUAAAUCGCUCUGUCGCAACUUCCGAGCUAGUACAUGUCGCGAUAAAAGAACGUCAACAAAAAGUUGCUUUGAAUAAGACAUGGAAGAACAAUUUCAGAAGAAAUACGCCUAGUUUAUCACUUACGCGAGAAAUGUCGCCCUUUUAUAACACCAUAGCUUUUACGGUCGUUCUAGCCGUAUUGGGGAGAGCAGCAUCGCUUGAAUGUUACAAGUGCUCUGAUGUGAUGAAUAUGAAUGAAUGUUACAACAAAGUUGCGUGUGAAGAUAACCAGGUGUGUUAUAAAAAGAGCAAAAAUGAAUACACUGAACACGUUUCUUAUGAUCUAGGAUGCACUGACAACCAGAACUGUGGCGGCUUUGCAAAUCUUUCUACUGAGUUAUCAGCCGUGAAAAUGGAUGGAGGUCAAACACACGCUUGUUUUGAGUGUUGUUCCACUGAACGUUGCAACAUCAACCUCUGUGAAUAUAAAUAUUCUUCUGAGUGUGUCGAUGACGUAAAGACAGACUGUGCGUAUUUGAACUCCUUGUUCAGUAUCUGCAAACUGAUUAAUAAAGCGAGAAAACUGUGUCCAAAAUACUGCAAACUGUGCGAAGUGGUAGAUGGGAGCUGGUCACCUUGGUCAAACUGGUCAGACUGUGACGUCACGUGUGGAAAUGGAACACAAGUUCGUACUCGAGCCUGUACUGAUCCUGCUCCACAAUAUGGCGGCCUUGAUUGCCUGGGAAAUGAUACUGACACAAAGUCGUGUCAAAAUAAACCUUGCCCGGGUAAGUGGACGGUUCUUUAGUAGCGUGUUAUUUCA
Molecule: messenger RNA, 1850 nt
Organism: Mercenaria mercenaria
Lineage: Eukaryota; Metazoa; Mollusca; Bivalvia; Venerida; Veneridae
Product: thrombospondin-1-like
Exons: 8
Coding region: 1179-1835 (218 amino acids)
Source: RefSeq, a predicted model, not a curated record